AACCUGACACCCCGCUAUGCUUUGUGCCCCGCAGUGUGCAAGUUCGUGGCGCUGGAGCUGAAAUCCGCUUUCGAGGAGACCGGCAAGACGAAGGAAGUGAUCGACACGAAGUACGGCUUCCUGGAUGGGAAGGGCUCGCCCGUCAAGUACACACAGUCGGACGUGCGGUUAAUUGAGGUAACGGAGAACAUCUGCAAGAGGCUUCUGGACUACAACCUGCACAAGGAACGGAGUGGCAGCAACAGGUUUGCGAAGGGCAUGUCGGAGACGUUCGAGACGCUGCACAACCUGGUGCACAAGGGCGUCAAGGUGGUGAUGGACAUCCCCUAUGAGCUGUGGAACGAGACCUCCGCGGAGGUGGCCGACCUCAAGAAGCAGUGCGACGUGCUGGUGGAGGAGUACGAGGACGUCAUCGAGGACUGGUACCGGCACCACCAGCAGGAAGACCUCUCGCAGUUCCUCUGCGCUGAUCGUGUACUCAAAGGGAAGGAUGCAAGUUGCCUGGCAGAGACGUGGACGGGCAAGAAGGGCGACCUGGCCAGCGUAGGGGAGAAGCAGAGCAAGAAAAAGAGUGGCAAGAAGAAGAAGAAAGGCAGCAAGGAGCAGAGCGCAGGAGCCAGCAGCCUCCCAGGCAGGAAAGAGAGCGCCGAGGAGAGCGGGAUUCAGGAGGAGGCUCCGCUCGCGCACAGCCCCGCCGACGAGCUGUAG
Molecule: messenger RNA, 708 nt
Organism: Tinamus guttatus (white-throated tinamou)
Lineage: Eukaryota; Metazoa; Chordata; Aves; Tinamiformes; Tinamidae
Source: RefSeq, a predicted model, not a curated record